Messenger RNA from Cololabis saira (Pacific saury), 582 nucleotides. RefSeq names its product ring finger protein 224 (gene rnf224). The transcript has 2 exons. The record is from RefSeq and is a predicted model, not a curated record. The coding region runs from base 1 to 582 and encodes 193 amino acids. NCBI's taxonomy places the organism in Eukaryota, Metazoa, Chordata, Actinopteri, Beloniformes, Belonidae.
AUGUCUCAGGACCAACAAAACAAAGAUCAGCAAGUGGAGGAAGAAGACGUGACAUGUCAGCCCCUCCCACCUGCCCCUUCCUUUGUUGCCAUGGAGACAGUGAUGUCACUCAGAAAACAGGACUUGGUGUGUAUCGUGUGCUUUGGAAGCUACGACCUGGGGACACGUCUGCCGAGGAGACUGCACUGUGGCCACGCCUUCUGUCAAGCGUGCCUGAAGAGACUGGACACUGUUAUCAAUGAACAGGUGUGGAUCCCGUGUCCUCAGUGUCGUCAGAACACCCCUCGCCCCCGAGGAGGAGCUGCAGGUCUGGACCUGGACCUGGCCUCCUUCCUGGGCGUGAAGGCCCAGCAGACCUGCACCUCCUCCUGCUCCUCGUCCUCCUGGAGCUCCAGUCACAGGGAGGCGGCGAUGGCAGCGGCGGUAACCCAGGACGCCAAGUUGUGGCUGGGGAAGGAGGCGGCGGAGGACGGCUGGUCACACGGAGGUUUGGCUCAGCCGCGCUUCCAUCGCUACGGCAACUGUUGCCCACCCCCAUCUUUUUGGCAAUGCUGCUGGUUCUGCUGUUCAGGGCGGGGUUAG